CGCAAUCUCACGAGAUAUGGGUCACGAUCUUUUAGAUUUUUUGAAAAAAGUAAAAAAUGUGCAACCCUUAGGAAUCGACGUUUAUUGCUUCAUACUGUUAAAAUGUAAUAUAGUAUAAUAUUGUCCAAUUUUUUUUUUUAGAACGUUUAAUAAAACUAUGGAACCAAGAUUUUAAAAUAACAUCGAGCCAUUUUUCGCAGUUACCAGCAUUUAAAAAAAAAUCAUCAAAUUUCGAAAAAGAUCGUAUCUUGUUAAAUACAUUGAAAGAAAAAUUUGAAAAAAAUCAGAUCAAUUAAAAAAAAUCAGAAAUAAAAAAACCGUCCACUGGCGAUGAGAUGGCAUGGCCAAUUGUCAAGCCACCCGACGACGAAAGACGAAAUAAGCAACGAGAGGUUACAGGAUUGGAGAAAUUUUUUGCCGAAAAAAACGAAUUGAUUGUAGAAAAAUGGCUUUUUUGAAAAAUGCCGCAAUAAAAAAAUUGUCAAUGGGCCAGUUUUUUGCUAUUAAUCAAAUAAUUCAUAGAAAAAUAAAAACCUCUUGUUCUUGUAGAUCAGUUAUAAAUAUGGCGUUUGCUUCUUAUGAAUCGACCCAUGGAUCCGAGAAAACAAACGUUACUAAACCUACACUGGCACCAGUUAUUAUCAUGCAUGGUUUAUUUGGCUCAAAAAAUAAUUGGAAUACUCUAGCUAAAGUUAUCCACCAGAGAACAAAUCGUAAGGUUUACACUCCACUGUCUCUUGUAAUAGCUGUAGAUGCAAGAAAUCACGGAGAAUCGCCACAUUCAUCACUUAUGUCAUAUCCUGAUAUGGCAGAAGAUGUGAUCAAGCUAUUGGAAAGUCUUGAGCUUGGAAAAGCAAUAUUGAUUGGUCACAGCAUGGGUGGUGGAACAAUGAUGUACACGGCUCUCAAUUAUCCAGAAAGAAUUGAAAAAUUAAUAGUAGUUGAUUUUUCCCCCUUGAUAAGGACUCGAAAUACCAAAGGCCUUUCGGAAAUGGGUCAAAUAUUUGAUGCCAUGUUGUCGGCAGAAAUAAAAAAUGGUUUGCCUUUGUCUGAAUCAAGGAAAUUGGUUGAUCGACAGCUCACAAAAAUCAUUCACUCUGAAACUCUUCGUCAGUUUUUAUUGAUGAAUCUCGUAGAGUACGAGCCAGGAAAACUGAAGUGGCGUGUAAAUCUGCCAGUUUUAGCGGAAAAAUUUUCAAAUCACAUAGCAAAAUUCCCGCUAAAAGGAUCCGAACAAUAUACAGGUCCGACUUUGUUUAUUGGUGGAGGGAGAAGUGAUUAUAUAAAAAAGGAGGAUCAUCCAUCGAUAAAAAAAUUGUUUCCACGAGCGGAAAUUCGUUAUAUCGAUGGCGCUGGUCAUUGGGUGCAAUCGGAAAAACCGGCCGAAUUUUUGGACAUGACAGUGCAUUUUAUCAAUGAAAAAUAACGAAAAUCCAUGUUACGCUAAUAGAUAAUUAGCAAAAAUUAUUAAACGAUGCGGAAACGCAUUGAUGAAUACUCAAAUGAGAAGCUACAGAAAGUUUCAGAUACUUCAUAUGUAUACUUAUAUACGAAUAUUGUUGAAGGUAUAAUACAAAUAAUUGUUGUAUAAAACGAA
Venturia canescens is the source of this 1597-nucleotide messenger RNA. RefSeq names its product protein ABHD11-like. The transcript is spliced from 5 exons. The record is from RefSeq and is a predicted model, not a curated record. NCBI's taxonomy places the organism in Eukaryota, Metazoa, Arthropoda, Insecta, Hymenoptera, Ichneumonidae. Gene Ontology annotation, molecular function: carboxylic ester hydrolase activity. Gene Ontology annotation, cellular component: mitochondrion. Bases 446 to 1426 code for a protein of 326 amino acids.